Molecule: messenger RNA, 9707 nt
Organism: Balearica regulorum gibbericeps (East African grey crowned-crane)
Lineage: Eukaryota; Metazoa; Chordata; Aves; Gruiformes; Gruidae
Source: RefSeq, a predicted model, not a curated record
GUCUUAGAUUGUGUCCAUUUCUGGAGGAACAUAAGGAAGAUAUACUUUGCGGUCCAGUAUGGUUGGCUACUGGACUGGAUUUAUCAGGACAUGCUGGAAUGUUGACACUAACAAGUCCAAAGCUUGUUAAAGGCAUGGCUGGUGGCAAGUACCGCUCAUUUUUAAUUCAUGUUAAAGCAGUGAAUGACAGAGGAACAGAAGAAAUCUGCAAUGGUGGCAUUAGACCAGUUGUUAGAAUACCAUCUCUAAAACCUCAGACUAACAAGGGUCAUUCCCUUGCUUCAUUGUUGGCAAAAGUUGCAGCAGGCAAGGAAAAGCCAUCUAGCAAAAUUGAAGCCACUAAUUCUUCAAGAAAAUCAGAUAAUCUGAGAGGCUGUGACUUACUUCAAGAAGUCUCUGUAACGAUUCGAAGAUUUAAAAAAACUUCCAUUUCAAAAGAAAGAGUUCAACGGUGUGCCAUGUUACAGUUUUCAGAGUUCCAUGAGAAGCUGCUCACCACUCUUUGCAAGAAGACAGAUGAUGGUGUGACUACAGAACAUGCUCAGAGUCUUGUACUAGAUACGCUUUGUUGGCUGGCCGGAGUGUAUUCAAAUGGACCUGGCAGCUCAAAGGAAGGAAAUGACAGCUUGCUUUCUAAAACACGUAAAUGUGUCUCUGAUAUAAUACGUGUUUGCUUCUUUGAAGCUGGGCGGAGCAUAGCUCACAAAUGUGCACGGUUUCUUGCACUAUGCAUCAGCAAUGGCAGGUGUGACCCAAGUCAGCAGGGGUUUGGAUCAGUUCUUCUACAAGCUUUGCUUGACAAUAUGCCUCUUUUGCCUGCUGCUGCAACAGGUGGAUCUGUGUAUUGGUAUUUUGUAUUGCUGAACUAUGUAAAGGAUGAAGAUUUGGCAGGAUGUAGUACAGCUUGUGCAUCACUGCUUACUGCUGUGUCCCGACAGUUGCAGGAUCGCCUAACACCUAUGGAAGCAUUACUUCAAACAAGAUAUGGAUUAUAUAGUUCACCUUUUGAUCCAGUUCUGUUUGAUUUGGAAAUAAGUGGCUCUUCUUGUAAAAAUGUAUACAACAGCAGCAUUGGAGUACAGUCUGAUGAAAUUGAUUUGUCUGAUGUUCUAUCAGGAAAUGGGAAAAUAAGUAGCUGUGCAGCUGCUGAAGGUAGUUUUACUUCCCUUACUGGACUUCUGGAAGUUGAACCUCUGCACUUUACCUGUGUUUCAACAAGUGAUGGAACUAGAAUAGAAAGGGACGAUGCAAGUACGUUUACUGUGAGUACCUUUGGGGUUACCCCAGCAGUUGGUGGCCUCUCUUCUGGAACGGUUGGGGAAGCCUCGACAGCACUGAGUUCAGCAGCCCAGGUAGCUUUGCAGUCUCUCUCUCAUGCAAUGGCCUCAGCCGAGCAACAGCUCCAGGUGCUGCAAGAGAAACAGCAGCAGCUUUUGAAGCUUCAGCAACAGAAAGCUAAGCUGGAAGCAAAACUGCAUCAGACAACAGCAGCGGCGGCAGCAGCAGCAUCAGCAGUUGGUCCUGUUCACAACUCUGUGCCUUCUAAUCCAGUAGCAGCCCCAGGGUUCUUCAUCCAUCCUUCAGAUGUCAUUCCACCCACACCAAAAACAACUCCUCUAUUCAUGACUCCACCUUUGACUCCACCUAAUGAGGCAGUUUCUGCUGUUAUUAAUGCAGAACUUGCUCAGCUUUUCCCUGGUUCAGUCAUUGAUCCCCCAACAGUUAACCUUGCAGCGCAUAACAAAAAUACAAGCAAGUCUAGAACGAAUCCACUUGGAUCUGGUCUUGCUCUUGCAAUAUCUCACGCUUCACAUUUUCUUCAACCUCCACCUCAUCAGUCAAUUAUUAUAGAGCGAAUGCACUCAGGAGCACGAAGAUUUGUGACCUUAGAUUUUGGAAGACCUAUAUUGCUGACAGAUGUAUUGAUUCCCACUUGUGGAGAUUUAGCUUCUUUGUCAAUUGACAUCUGGACUUUAGGAGAAGAAGUGGAUGGAAGACGACUGGUAGUGGCUACUGACAUUAGCACACAUUCACUUAUUUUACAUGACUUGCUGCCACCUCCAGUUUGCAGGUUUAUGAAGAUCACUGUUAUUGGUCGAUAUGGUAGCACAAAUGCCAGAGCAAAAAUCCCAUUAGGAUUUUAUUAUGGCCAUACCUAUAUCUUACCCUUUGAAAAUGAGCUGAAACUAAUGCACGAUCCCCUCAGAGGAGAAGGUGAAGCUGCAAAUCAGCCAGAAAUUGACCAACAUUUGGCAAUGAUGGUUGCGUUGCAAGAAGACAUACAGUGCAGGUACAAUUUGGCCUGUCAUCGGUUAGAAAUCCUUCUGCAGAGUAUUGACCUGCCACCACUCAAUAGUGCUAACAAUGCCCAGUACUUUUUACGAAAGCCAGACAAGGCAGUAGAAGAAGAUAGCAGAGUCUUUUCUGCUUACCAGGACUGCAUUCAGCUACAGCUUCAACUCAACUUGGCUCACCAUGCUGUUCAGAGGCUCAAAGUAGCUUUAGGUGCAAGCAGGAAAACACUGAAGGAGCAAUCUGAUCCAAAAGAUUUGAUUCAGAUGUCAUCCACAGAACAGUUACGCACCAUCAUUAGAUACUUACUGGAUACUUUGCUUAGUUUGCUUCAUUCUUCCAAUGGGCACUCUGUUCCUGUGGUUCUGCAAAGUACUUUUCAUGCUCAAGCUUGUGAAGAAUUAUUUAAACACCUGUGUAUCAGUGGAACCCCAAAGAUACGAUUGCAUACUGGCCUUCUGCUUGUUCAGCUCUGUGGAGGAGAAAGAUGGUGGGGUCAGUUUCUCUCAAACGUACUGCAGGAAUUAUACAAUUCAGAGCAACUUCUCAUAUUCCCACAAGACAGGGUCUUCAUGUUGCUUUCUUGCAUUGGCCAAAGAUCGCUUAGCAACAGUGGUGUUUUAGAAAGUUUGCUUAAUCUCCUGGAUAACCUGCUGUCACCACUGCAACCUCAUUUACCUGUGCACAGAAGAACUGAAGGAGUUUUAGACAUUCCCAUGAUCAGCUGGGUUGUAAUGCUGGUGUCCAGACUACUGGAUUACGUAGCUACUGCUGAAGAUGAAGCAGCCACAGCCAAGAAACCUCUGAAUGGAAAAGAGAGGGAACGAUUUUUGACAGGAAACCAGUGGAGUUUUAUAAACAAUAGCCUUCAUACUCAGAGUCUGAGCAGAUCUACUAAAGGCAAUAGUAGCCUAGAUAGACUGUAUUCCCGAAAGAUCAGAAAGCAGCUCGUGCAUCAUAAACAGCAACUUAACUUAUUAAAAGCAAAACAGAAGGCUUUGGUGGAACAGAUGGAAAAAGAGAAAAUACAAAGCAACAAAGGAUCAUCAUACAAACUUUUAGUAGAACAGGCAAAACUAAAGCAGGCUACUUCAAAGCACUUCAAGGACUUAAUACGCUUACGUCGGACUGCGGAAUGGCCUCGUUCUACUUUAGAUACAGAAGUAUCAGCAACAAAGGAAACUCCAGAAAUUGAACCACUUCCAUUUACACUGGCACAUGAACGUUGUAUUUCUGUAGUGCAGAAGCUGGCACUCUUUCUCUUGUCCAUGGACUUUACUUGUCAUGCGGAUUUACUUCUAUUUGUUUGUAAGGUUCUUGCCAGAAUUGCAAAUGCUACAAGACCAACAAUUCAUUUAUGUGAGAUUGUAAAUGAGACUCAGUUGGAAAGAUUAUUGCUGCUUCUUGUUGGAACUGACUUUAACAGAGGAGACAUCUCUUGGGGAGGAGCAUGGGCUCAGUAUUCUCUGACUUGUAUGCUGCAGGAUAUUCUAGCAGGAGAGUUGUUGGCACCUAUAGCAGCUGAAGCUAUGGAAGAAAGUGCUUUGGGAGAAGAUGCUGGAGCUUCGGCUGGGGAUUCUGAUGACUCUCUCCAGCAGUCCACAGUUCAGUUAGUGGAAACAAUAGAUGAGCCUUUGACACACGACAUCACAGGUGCUCCACCUCUGUCAUCUUUAGAAAAAGAUAAGGACAUUGACCUUGAAUUACUGCAAGACCUAAUGGAAGUUGAUAUUGAUCCUUUGGAUAUUGAUUUGGAAAAAGAUCCUCUUGCAGCCAAAGUCUUCAAGCCUAUAAGCAGCACCUGGUACGAUUACUGGGGUGCUGAUUAUGGCACCUACAACUACAAUCCUUACAUUGGAGGCGUUGGAAUUCCAGUUGCAAAACCACCGGUAACUACAGAGAAAAAUGGAUCACAAACUGUGAGCGUAUCAGUCUCUCAAGCUUUAGAUGCACGUCUAGAAGUUGGACUUGAACAGCAGGCUGAGCUGAUGCUGAAAAUGAUGUCCACCUUGGAGGCUGAUUCCAUUCUACAAGCAUUAACAAACACAUCUCCUACAUUAACCCAAUCUCCUAGUGGAACAGAUGAUUCAUUGUUAAGAGGAUUACAUGCUGCUAACCAAAAUACCCAGCUGAUUGUACAGUUGUCAUCUAUACCUAUGCUGAGUGCAUGCUUCAACAAACUCUUUUCCAUGCUACAAGUCCACCAUGUUCAGCUUGAAUCCCUUUUACAGUUAUGGCUCACAUUAAGCCUAAAUUCCAGCUCCUCUGGAAGUAAAGAUAGUGGCGCUGAUAUUUUCCUUUAUAACGCUAACCGAAUACCUGUCAUUUCCUUGAACCAAGCUUCAGUAACUAGUUUCCUGUCAGUUCUGGCAUGGUAUCCUAAUACCUUACUCCGGACAUGGUGCCUUGUGCUUCAUAGCCUAACUCUCAUGACGAAUAUGCAGCUUAAUGCUGGUCCAAGCAGUGCCAUUGGAGCUCAGGAAAGUACUGCCCAAUUGUUGGUGUCAGAUUCAAACCUCAUUCAUGUGUUAGUGAAAUUUCUUUCCGGCACUAAUCCUCAUGGAACAAAUCAACACAGUCCACAGGUUGGGCCAACAGCGACACAAGCUAUGCAAGAAUUUCUUACUCGGUUACAAGUGCACCUUUCUUCAACUUGUCCUCAGAUGUUCAGUGAAUUUUUAUUGAAGUUAAUACAUAUACUUUCAACAGAAAGGGGUGCUUUCCAGACGGGCCAGGGACCCUUGGAUGCACAAGUGAAACUCUUGGAAUUUACACUGGAACAGAAUUUUGAAGUUGUAUCAGUUAGCACUAUUUCUGCAGUAAUUGAGUCUAUAACCUUCCUUGUCCAUCAUUACAUUACGUGUUCGGACAAAGUGAUGUCUCGCAGCGGCUCAGACAGCUCUGUGGGUGCUCGAGCGUGUUUUGGAGGGCUUUUUGCCAAUAUUAUCCGUCCAGGUGAUGCCAAAGCAGUUUGUGGAGAAAUGACAAGGGAUCAACUUAUGUUUGAUCUGUUAAAGCUGGUCAACAUUUUAGUUCAACUGCCGCUUUCCAGUAACCGAGAAUAUAGUGCCCGUGUUCCAGUAGCAAGCAGUACUACAGACAGCGUGUCUGAUGAAGAAAAGGUUUCAGGAGGCAAAGAUGGCAAUGGAAACAAUGCUAAUACUCAAGGAUCAACUGCAUAUGUGGCAGACUUGGUGUUAGCCAACCAGCAAAUUAUGAGCCAGAUUUUGUCUGCGCUUGGCCAGUGUAACAGCAGCGCUAUGGCAAUGAUUAUUGGUGCAAGUGGCUUACAUCUCACUAAGCACGAAAACUUUCACGGUGGCUUGGAUGCAAUAUCAGUUGGCGAUGGGUUGUUCACUAUCCUGACAACACUUAGUAAAAAAGCAACAACAGUGCAAGUCAUGCUUCAGCCAAUUCUUACCUACAUGGCCUGUGGGUACAUGGGAAGACAGGGUUCUCUCGCCACUUGUCAGUUAUCUGAGCCACUGCUCUGGUUCAUUUUACGAGUGUUGGAUACAAGUGAGGCACUGAAGGCUUUCCAUGAUAUGGGUGGUGUUCAGCUUAUUUGUAACAACAUGGUAACAAGCACAAGAGCUAUUGUUAACACAGCGAGAAGUAUGGUUUCGACUAUUAUGAAAUUUCUUGACUCUGGUCCCACCAAAGCAACAGACAGCAGUUUGAAAGCUAGGGUGCUAGCUUCUGAGCCUGAUAACGCAGAAGGAAUUCACAAUUUUGCGCCUUUGGGUUCCAUCACCUCAAGCAGUCCCACUGCCCAGCCAGCUGAAGUGCUGUUACAGGCUACUCCUCCCCACAGAAGAGCUCGCUCUGCUGCAUGGUCAUACAUAUUUUUACCUGAGGAAGCUUGGUGUGACCUCACAAUCCACCUUCCUGCAGCCGUGCUGCUCAAGGAGAUCCACAUCCAGCCUCACCUGGCCUCUCUGGCGACUUGCCCUUCAUCAGUAUCUGUUGAAAUAAGUGCAGAUGGUGUCAAUAUGUUACCUUUGUCAACUCCCGUUAUCACAAGCGGUCUCACAUAUAUAAAAAUCCAGCUGGUAAAAGCUGAAGUUGCCUCAGCUGUCUGCCUCCGUCUCCAUCGUCCUCGGGAUGCCAGUACACUAGGCCUCUCUCAAAUCAAACUGUUAGGCCUCACCGCCUUCGGAAACACCUCAUCUGCCACCGUCAAUAAUCCAUUCCUUCCCUCUGAGGAUCAGGUCUCUAAAACAAGUAUUGGAUGGUUAAGAUUAUUACACCACUGCCUCACUCACAUAAGUGAUUUAGAAGGAAUGAUGGCUAGUGCUGCAGCACCCACUGCUAAUCUGUUGCAGACAUGUGCUGCUUUACUCAUGUCACCUUACUGUGGUAUGCAUUCUCCCAACAUUGAGGCUGUGCUUGUAAAAAUUGGGCUUCAGUCCACCAGAAUAGGCCUAAAAUUGAUUGACAUUCUUCUAAGAAACUGCUCGGCAUCAGGGAGCGAUCCUGCAGAUCUGAAUAGCCCUUUACUGUUUGGAAGAUUAAAUGGUCUCUCUUCUGACUCCACAAUAGACAUUCUUUAUCAGCUUGGAACAACUCAAGACCCUGGAACAAAAGAUAGAAUUCAAGCAUUGCUGAAAUGGGUCAGCGAUUCCGCAAGAGUUGCAGCUAUGAAAAAAAGUGGCCGGGUCAGCUACAUUUGUCCAAAUAGCUCAACGAGAGAGUAUGGUCUUCUGAUGCCAUCUCCUUCCCAUUUGCAUUGUGUAGCAGCGAUUUUGUGGCAUAGUUAUGAAUUGCUUGUUGAAUAUGAUUUACCAGCGUUGCUGGACAGAGAGCUCUUUGAGUCACUGUUUAACUGGUCCAUGUCUCUUCCCUGCAACAUGGUUUUGAAGAAAGCUGUUGAUAGUUUGCUUUGCUCAAUGUGCCACAUCCACCCAAAUUAUUUUUCCUUGCUCAUGGGAUGGAUGGGUAUCACUCCUCCUCCAAUGCAGUGUCAACACAGACUGUCCAUGACUGAUGACAGCAAAAAGCAGGACCUUAGUUCAUCUUUAACAGAUGACUCUAAAAACGCACAAGCUCCUCUUGCACUAACAGAGUCUCACCUGGCUACUCUUGCUGCCUCAUCUCAGUCUCCUGAAGCUAUCAAGCAAUUACUGGACUCAGGUUUGCCUUCACUGCUUGUAAGAAGUCUUGCUAGUUUUUGCUUUAACCAUACUUCUAGCUCUGACUGCACUGCACAAUCAACGGAUAUCACCCAGGACAGGCUCAGGAGGCAUCAUGUUCCACAGCACUUUAAUAAAAUGCCUAUCACGGCAGACCUGGUUGCUCCUGUUCUCAGGUUUUUGACAGAAGUUGGCAACAGCCACAUGAUGAAGGAUUGGUUGGGUGGCUCUGAAGUCAAUCCACUGUGGACAGCACUUUUAUUUCUGUUGUGCCAUUCUGGUGCUACUUCUGGAGGACACAAUGUGACGGCACAACAGACCAGUGCAAGAUCUAGCUUGCUUUCUUCAACUGUAACAACAGGGUUGACCACUCAGCAGCGGACAGCAAUUGAAAAUGCAACGGUUGCUUUCUUCUUACAAUGCAUUUCUUGCCAUCCUAAUAACCAGAGACUCAUGGCACAGGUUCUCUGUGAAUUGUUCCAGGCCUCUCCUCAGCGUGGGAACCUCCCAACCUCUGGAAAUAUUUCAGGAUUUAUUAGGAGGCUUUUUUUGCAGCUAAUGCUAGAAGAUGAAAAAGUGACUUUGUUUCUUCAAUCUCCAUGUCCACUGUACAAAGGUAGAAUUAAUGCUACUAGUCAUGUAAUUCAACAUCCAAUGUAUGGAGCUGGACACAAAUUUCGUACUCUUCACUUGCCUGUCUCAACAACUCUGGCAGAGGUUCUUGAUCGUGUGUCAGAUACACCCAGUAUUACGGCUAAGCUAAUUAACGAACAGAAGGAAGAUAAAGAAAAAAAGAACUAUGAAGAGAAAGAAAAAGUCAAAGCAGAAAAUGGAUUUCAGGACAAUUAUAGUGUUGUUGUUGCUUCUGGUUUGAAAUCUCAGUCAAAAAGAGCUGUUUCAUCCACCCCUCCACGUCCACCAUCAAGGCGAGGAAGAGUGAUGGCGGAUAAAGUAGGUACCUCUUCCUCAGGAGGAGAAUCUUCCAGCAAGACCAUUAGUGUUCCAGUCUUUCAUCUAUACCAUAAACUUCUACCAGGCCAACCGUUACCAGCUGAAAUGACACUUGCCCAGCUUCUGACUCUGCUGUAUGACCGUAAGCUCCCUCAAGGAUACCGAUCAAUAGACUUGACAGUUAAGCUUGGUUCCAAAGUCAUCUCAGAUCCAAGCUUAUCAAAAACAGACUCCUUUAAACGUCUUCACACAGAAAAAGAACAUACAGAUUUACUGGGACCUUGCCCUGAAGAUGAAGCAAUCAGUCCUGGGGAUGAGUGCAUGGAUGCAGUUCUAGAUGAAUCGCUUCUUGAAACCUGUCCCAUUCAGUCUCCGCUGCAAGUUUUUGCAGGAAUGGGUGGAUUAGCCCUAAUUGCAGAGAGACUCCCUAUGCUUUAUCCUGAUGUAAUUCAGCAAGUGAGCACUCCGGUGGUUACAUCAACCACGCAGGAAAAGCAGAAGGACAGUGAUCAAUUUGAAUGGGUUACCAUUGAACAAUCAGGGGAAUUGGUGUAUGAAGCACCAGAAACAAUUGCUGCAGAACCUCCACCGAUCAAGUCAACAGUUCAGACUAUGUCUCCCAUACCCGCGCAUUCUUUGGCUGCCUUUGGUUUAUUUCUUCGUCUCCCGGGCUAUGCUGAGGUGCUGCUAAAAGAACGGAAACAUGCUCAGUGUCUGUUGAGAUUGGUGUUGGGAGUUACAGAUGAUGGUGAAGGAAGUCAUAUCCUGCAGUCUCCUUCAGCAAACGUACUUCCAACUCUGCCCUUCCAUGUGUUGCGUAGUUUGUUCAGCACUACACCUUUGACAACUGAUGAUGGAGUGCUGCUUAGACGGAUGGCACUGGAGAUUGGGGCUAUACAUCUUAUCCUUGCUUGUCUGUCUGCUCUAAGCCACCAUGCACCAAGAGUGCCCAACUCUAGUCCCAACCAGGCAGAGCCACAGGUGUCAAGUACACACAACAGCGCAUCAACAGAAGAACAGCAGUUGUACUGGGCUAAGGGUACAGGCUUUGGAACAGGCUCCACAGCUUCAGGAUGGGAUGUUGAACAAGCUUUGACUAAGCAAAGGUUAGAAGAAGAGCACGUGACCUGCCUUCUACAGGUUCUUGCCAGUUACAUAAAUCCUGCAGGGAGUACAUCAAAUGGAGAGACCCAAACUAGCCAUGAGGGGAGAGGACAAAACAGCAGUGCUCUUCCAUCCGUUCUCCUGGAGCUACUCAGUCAAUCUUGCCUCAUCCCAGCAAUGUCAUCAUACCUCCGCAAUGAUUCAGGUUCUCGUAACCUCUCAUUUUAA